Messenger RNA from Hibiscus syriacus, 1241 nucleotides. RefSeq names its product E3 ubiquitin-protein ligase AIRP2-like. The transcript is spliced from 5 exons. The coding region runs from base 276 to 1025 and encodes 249 amino acids. The record is from RefSeq and is a predicted model, not a curated record. Gene Ontology annotation, molecular function: ubiquitin protein ligase activity. NCBI's taxonomy places the organism in Eukaryota, Viridiplantae, Streptophyta, Magnoliopsida, Malvales, Malvaceae. Gene Ontology annotation, biological process: protein ubiquitination.
GCAGACAAAACCACAAAAAGGAGAGGGAAAUAUCCAAAGAUUCAUGAAAUUGGAUUCUAAAAAAGAUAAUAAAAUCGACAUUUUGGUAUCGGACAAGGAGCGCUUCACCGCAUUUUCAAGACUAGUUAUUGUCUGUCCGCUGCCAGCUUAUAGUUCAGAACCCACCCACCAAAAACCAAGAGAGAAAAGACCCCGAAUAGCUUGGAAAGGGAAAUCAGGGUUCUUUCGGGUGGGGAAUUGAUCGGACUUUGGGUGUUUUUGGGGCUGAGGGGGAGAUGUCCACAGGUUAUAUGCGAAAAUCUUUCAAGGACUCUCUGAAAGUGCUGGAAGCUGAUAUUCAACAUGCUAAUACUCUGUGCAGGGCGUCGGAUUUUCCAAUGGAGCACGAUGGGGCAUGCCUUCAAAUGAGAAUGUCAUACGGUCCAGCUGCGCACCUCUUCUUGUUUUUGGUUCAGUGGACCGACAUUCACCUUGCAGGAGCCCUUGGACUGUUAAGAAUACUAAUUUACAUGGUUUAUGUGGAUGGAACUACCACGAUGUCUACGCAUGAAAAGAAAGCGAGCGUCAGAGAGUUCUAUGCUGUUAUCUAUCCCUCUUUGCAGCAACUUCAGAAUGGUGUCACUGAUACCGAAGAUAAAAGACAGAAAGCAGCAUGCAUGGAUAGGUAUCGUAGAAGAGAAGAUGAAGAGUGCAGACAGCUUGCUGAUGUUGAUUUUGAAAGAGAAGAAGAAUGCGGAAUAUGCAUGGAGACGGACAGUAAAAUUUUGCUACCAAACUGCAACCACACCAUGUGCUUGAAAUGUUAUCGUGAAUGGCGGUCAAGAUCACAGUCCUGUCCUUUCUGUCGUGAUAAUCUCAAGAGAGUUAACUCCGGAGAUCUCUGGGUAUAUACAGACAGCCGGGAUAUAAUUGACAUGACAACGGUGACAAGAGAGAAUCUUAGAAGGCUUUUCAUGUAUAUAGAUAAGUUGCCACUCAUUGUCCCUUAUACCAUUUUUGAUACUUAUGAUUCCCACCUACGGUGAUAACGCUCAAUCUGGCAAAUUUUAGCUCAUCUUGAAUGCAAAUUCUUUGUUCCCUCUUCUCACCAUAAGAAGAAGAAAAAAUCAUGCCCGAGUUGUUGUGGGCUGGUGCUGAAGUUGAGGUAGUUCAUCUACAAUUUAUGUAAUUGUAUUUAGUACAUCUGUACAUUCUCUGUAUAGCCUUAUGUUUUGAUUAUUAACAAAUCCUUUACCAAAUCA